Molecule: messenger RNA, 372 nt
Organism: Musca vetustissima
Lineage: Eukaryota; Metazoa; Arthropoda; Insecta; Diptera; Muscidae
Exons: 1
Coding region: 1-339 (112 amino acids)
Molecular function (GO): chitin binding
Source: RefSeq, a predicted model, not a curated record
AUGAAAGUAUUCGCCGUAGUCUUCAUUGUUUUUGCCGCCUUUGUUGCCGUUUCAUUGGCUCAAGUUCAAAAUCCAACUGAUCCCGCCUAUACCGGACAACCAGGGUGUUUAACUGAGGAAGAAGUUGCCGUUGGUGUUUAUCCCCACUUCCGUGUCAAGAGAGGCUAUUGGAGAUGCUCGGUAUUGGGCCAGCCUGCCACAUUGGAAUUAUGUCCCGUUGCUCAAGGUUUUCUCGAAGCUGCACGUGCUUGUGUACCAUGGUCUCAAUGGUAUUGGACACCAACUGUUGCUCCUCCCAGCUAUCCAGUUGCUGAUGUCACCGAUGUCCCACCUCAGUAAAUUUUUGGUUAGCGGUUUUUAGAUUUGUUGUAA